Nilaparvata lugens (brown planthopper) is the source of this 11943-nucleotide messenger RNA. It is a transcript of the gene chico, whose product is annotated as insulin receptor substrate 1-B. NCBI's taxonomy places the organism in Eukaryota, Metazoa, Arthropoda, Insecta, Hemiptera, Delphacidae. The transcript has 17 exons. Gene Ontology annotation, cellular component: plasma membrane; cytosol. Gene Ontology annotation, molecular function: phosphatidylinositol 3-kinase binding; insulin receptor binding. The record is from RefSeq and is a predicted model, not a curated record. The coding region runs from base 132 to 4241 and encodes 1369 amino acids. Gene Ontology annotation, biological process: insulin receptor signaling pathway.
AAGCAUUAUUGUUGAAGUCUGAACAUUAUUCGUGCUCAUCAUCAUUGAGCUCUCAUUAUCUGCAUCUCUAAUUUUAUUUAUUCGGUGAAUGCUUUAUCCACCAGCUUUUUUCAGAUUUAAUUGUUGCCGAAAUGUCUGUGAAGAGUUGGUCAUCACUGGGAGGAGGAGGAGACAAGGAACCUCCUCACCGGCAGAGUACUGACGACAUUGUCAAGAUGGGAUACUUAAAGAAGCUCAAGACAAUGAGAAAGAAAUACUUUGUUCUUCGAAAAGAUUCAGCUGAAGCUUCGGCUCGUUUGGAGUAUUACGAUUCUGAAAAGAAGUUCCGGGCCAAUAAUAGACCGAAAAGGAGUAUUACAUUGAAAACUUGUUUCAAUAUAAAUAAAAGAAACGAUACUAGACAGAAGUGGGUGAUAGCCCUGUACACGAAGAAUGAUUGUUUUUGCCUGGUACUGGAGAAUGACUUGGAGUUGGAUGACUGGCUCAAGAAGCUGCUCACCCUGCAGACCGGCGAAGAUAUUCCUGACGGCGAACCUCCACCAAGGCCUGCUUUCGAACAUGUUUGGCAGGUUGUGGUUCAGAAAAAAGAAUUGGGCCAUAGUAAAAAUAUACUGGGGCCUUACCAUCUUUGCCUCACAGACAAAACAUUGUCACUUGUGAAGAUGGGACCGAACGCUGAGACAUCAGAUCCCAUUGAAUUUUCGCUACACAGCAUCAGGAGAUGUGGCGAACUGGAGUCGUUCUUCUACUUGGAGCUCGGUCAGAUGGCGGUCACUGGUGCCGGCAACCUAUGGAUGCAGACUGAGGACAACAACAUCGCACAGAACAUGCAUGCUGCUAUUCUCAGUGCAUGCAAGAGGAACUCGCAGAAGGACUUGGCUCCGAAGGCGCGGCAUCGGUCGUCGUCCGCCACCGAAGCCUCCAAGCCAAUCACCGUCAACCAAAGAUGGGCAGCCGCACACUCCGAGGAAGGUUCACGACCUGUUGUACAUAACAAGAGUCAAAGAUACGGCCCGAUUCAUGAGAUCUCGACGCCUGCACUCGACUCUGAGACGGCCUCUCACUCUGUUGCACCAGCAGGGGCUAUGACAGGGGGUGGGGGUGGGGGUGCAGUGCCCAUGCAUCAGCGCACCUACUCGUUUCCCCUCUCGCCCCUCCCUCCUUCGCGCCGCGCCAGCACUGGGAAUAGGCCGGCAAACAACAAACACUACUCCUCCUCCUCCUCCUCUACCACCAGCACAUGUCACAAUAGCAUGGUGGGAGUGGGAGGGGGACGGGAGCGCUGCGCCAGUAUGCCGUCUUCACGCCAGCGCACCUCGAGUGAGGGGGGUCACCGCUGCCCCUCCUUUGCCCGGCCCAGCUCCAUCUAUAACUCCUACUCGCCGCAGAUGACUGAUCUCAGUCCUGUCAGUCCUGAACGUGAAGGGUUGACCGACUCGUCACUUUCUAUGGAUGGUGAUGGCAUGGAGUUCAGUGAGGGUUGUUGGCAAGGGCGGGAUUGCGAGAACAGAUUGGGCCACUCGCUCACUCCCGAGGAGCCCGUCAUUAUGGAGGAAGGCAGUGAAGAUUGCUUGAGAUGGACUUCUGGAGAAGAGGAAAGAAUUAAUAAUUCUACAAGAGAGAGGUCUCUGUGUUUACCAAUCCAAAACAACAAUCUGCACUACAGAAAGAUUUCGCCAAAUUCCACUGCAGGAUUCAAACCCAGCUCACCGUCUCAGGCUUCCCUAUCUGACAUGUACAGCCCACCCUGUGGUUCUUCCCCUCUGGAAACAUCGUCUGCUUACAUGCCUAUGAGUCCAGGUGAAAGAGGAAUGAUUGGAGUGAGAACAGGCGGCGCACACUCGGCCAACCACAGUCGAGGCAGCAGCCUCGCCGAGGAAGGAUACGUUCCUAUGGCUCCCUCAAUCCACGACGAUGGAUAUGUUGAUAUGGACAUUCAUGGUCGCUCCAACAGAAACUUGUCAGAACAAUUUGGUGACGGCGAGCUGUCUGCAUCAAGCAGCUGUUCGAUGACAUCUGGCACGCCAUCGACGGAUAUCCGCUUCCCCGAGUACACCCUGGAGAAGGUGAGCACCUACAUCACACCCAGCGAGGACGACCUCACGCCCAGCGAGCGCCCCGCCAGGGCCUACUCUGUCGGAUCAAGACCUAUGCUCAACAAAAGGACGGAGAUUCUGAACCAAAGUGAGUGCCAGCAAAGAACAAGAGCUUUUUCGGUCGGAUCACGCUGCCCGCGCCUGCCGCCUGAAAGCACACUGCCUGCCAACAAACGAGCUCUGUCGUCGAGCCACUCAUCAGUCGAGCCAUCCGAGGAUCUCAUGGAAAUCGACUUUUCAAAAAACAAUAAGCGGCGCAACCGCUACUUCAAGAAGCCGUCGAGCGCCGAGCGACUGGCAGUGCCGCCCAAUGGUUCGCUCACCUCAUCGCUGGCAUCCUCCUACUCGACGGCUGAGGGCAGCAGCUAUAUGGACAUGUCACCUAGGGGCUCGCCAAAGCUCUAUGAGAAAGAGCAGGCUCACUCAGAGUACGUUCACGCAUCUUCGCCGAAAACGCACGAAUUGAAGUUUGGUCGUUCGCCGCCCAACUCGUUUGCCACUUCGUCUUCGCCGCCUGUGAUCGGCUUCUCGUCAGUGCUGGGUCAGGUGCCCGAGGGGGAGACCGGCUUCAUUGAGCCGCGCCCACCCCCCGAGCCACGCCCCUUCCACCAUGGCCGCUCUCCCCCCGCCGCCUCCGCGUCACCAUUGCGUCGUGCGACAGACGAGGGCGCCUACAUGCCCAUGCAGCCGGGUGAGGCCACCAAGUCGGUCGUCGCCAAGACGUCGAGGCCCAGGGUCGACUCCUUUCCAGUUGCCGAAACUUCCAAGCCCUCUAACCAAGCCCCAAAAACAAGUUCCCUGCCUACAAGACUGCCUAUCAGCUCUGUCGUCAACGCAAACGCCUCUCACAGUCUGAAGUCCAUCAGAGACGAGUCCUCGGAACCGAAUGCUCUAAAACGAAAGUCUUCCAGUGUUGAAGACAACAAUAACACAAAAAUGAUGAUGACCAGAACAGCACCGAUGGAGGUGCCCUCAUCACAGUGUUCCAACGAUGACUACGUGCAAAUGGCACCCGACGGACGCCCGGUCUCCAUCAGGAGGGUGUCUCUGGACAACUCGAGCAGCCGCAACGAAGACUAUAUGAACAUGACGCCGGGCAAUGGCAAUGGUAAUGGUAAGCAGCAGCAGCAGCAGCAGCAGAGGAAUGGGCGCAAGGAGCGCACUCGCUUCAAUUCGCAACCGAUCGCCAUUCGGUCAUCGACGUCGGGUGCGGCGCAAGCGCCCUGCUGCACUUACAACGGCGUGCGGAAGCUGUCGAGCGGCACGCCACCCAAAGUGCCAUCCUACCUGGGGCUGAGUGGCUCCUCGCCCUCCUCCAGUCCCUACUCGUCGCUGGGCCGCAGGAGGAGCAAGGCCGAGGCCGGUCUGGCCAGGUCGGAGAGCAGAGAUUCGAACGGCGGCCUCUCCACACCCGACACGCCCAUCUUCCGCAUCAGCCUCAACAGUCCCAUCUCACCAACCACGCCCACCUCCUACGACUCGGCUGCCAAGUGUCCGGUCGACGCCACCGACGGCACUAUACGUAUCUCCUACCUCCCAUCACAGCAACCAUCCGAUCAAAGUGACUACAUCAACUACAACCCAAGGCAAGUGAGUGGCUCCUGCGACGACUACCUGCCCAUGCAGCCGGGUAAGCCGCCUGAGCCGGUCAGGAAAAUAUCGGCGCCACCUGUCUUUGCCACAUGCAGCUCUGCAGCGGUCGCGGCAGCAUCAGCGGCAGCAGCAGCGUCAGCAUCAGCGGUUGCUGUCGUCGACGAGGUGGUCGCCGAUCUCGGUGGACUUGAGAUCAACUCAUCACAGCCGAGCAGUGUUUGUUCUGGUGCUGCUGCAGCUGCAAGCAGCCAGUGUUCAACCAUCGAGGAGAGUCCUGCUGAGCCAGCAGCCGCCACCGAACGCCACAACUGCCAUGCGCCGUCCACAAGCCAGUCAGCCCCCGCCAGUCAGCCGCCUAUAGCUGAGAAGGAAUUACACUAUGCUUCGUUGGACCUGGUAAAGCCUGAGGAGAGCAGGGUGGGCGGGGGCACUGACCUGCGCAAUCAGAGCUCCACCUCUUCAGCCUCCACCCCCAGCCCCAACAUACAGCACAACACUUCCACGGCUACAUUCACCUAUGCACAAAUCGAUUUUAGCAAAAAUAUACAUUGAUAUCUAGUUUCAAACCCUUUAUCAAAUAUUUAGUAAGUUAUACUAGAACGUGUGAAUAUAAUUGAAAAUAAAUAUAUGAAAUACAUAUAUAUUUUCAACUGUAGAACAAUGUUUGUAAAUAAUGUAAUAAGCAUGGCACAACAUAAUAUUCCUAUUCUGUAUGUUUCCCCGAUUCAUUAUUUGACGCAUAUUUUCCUCCCAUGCCAUUAUAUGCUUUAUCGUGUUAUAUUUUCCAUUUGUUCUUGAUAUUUUGUCGGAACAAGUACAUUAUUUGAGUUCAUGAUGCAUUAUUUUUAUUUUACUAUAAUUGAAAAUUAAUUAUUCCUAUACAAAGCCAUUACUACAAUUUGAACACUUCUGAACACAGAAUCAAUCCCAUUUUACAAGCUAUUCAGUAUUUUUCAUAUGUUGUUUGUUUUCGUUCCCUUCAUUGUGUGAAAUAUCUUACUAUUUCUUAUCACUGUUUCUCGUGGUAUAAUGCAUCAUCGAUGAAUCCAUUUCAGCUGUUAAUAUAAAAAAGUCCUUCUUCUAUUAAGGAAUAAAACACGUUCUUGAAUAUUGAAUAAAAGUCACUCCCAUUUGAAUGUUAAUCACCUCAUCCAUUCUGAAAACAGCUAAUAUUUUGAGCAGCUAAUGGUUUGACCGGACAAGACAUAAGAAACUACCUUUGACAUGAAUUAAUAAAAUCCAUCAAACAUUAAGUUCAGAUUUCAGAAUUUAACUUAUCUAAUGAUUGAUUAUAAUGAACUGAUCUCUAUAGAAAACCAUAAUACCAUGUCAUUAUAUGAAUAAUCUUUUAAAACAAAGUUUUGAAAAGUUUUCUAUCCUAUUUUACACAUCAAAGUUUCAUUCAAACGAAAUAAUUGAUCUACAAUAAGUAAUACUAGAAUGAGCACUCGAUAUUAAGUGUUUUUAAUAUUGUUGAAUAAUCACUACGUAGUUUAACGUAUUCAACAAAUGCAAAGUUACUGUUUUUCUUCAUAGCUCCUCAUUUCUUAAUAAUUUCAAGUCUAUAAAUUAAAAAUUUCUUCCAAUAAACUAACUAAAUUUUAAACCCUAAUCCUCAUUGUAAUAAUCGUUUUUUAAUAUCAAACUUCACGAUUAGAACGAUAUCUCAUAUUUUUAAUCAAAAAUCUGAAUUUUUUAUUUUGAUAAUUAUUCAUAUGUCAUCUAAAUUUAAAUGUAAAAAGUUAUUUUAUUUAAGGACCAAAAGCAUUACAAUGAGGAUAUCAACUUUCAUGAUUUAUCUUCAAUCUCUUCUCUGUUCCAACUCGCACUAUGAAAUGGGCCGGUAGUCAUUUUAUUCAACUUUUACUUGUCUUGAAUUUUAUAAUAGAAAUUCUUUUCUUAAAAAGCUGUUAAAACUAUCUCCCAACUUUUUAAAGAAAAAAUCCACAGAAUAAUAGACGAUUUCUGAGUUCAAAAGUGAUUUACAAAAUCCUUUCCAGUAAUUUAUUAUUAGUUUACAUUCUUUAACACGAGCUGUUCAUUCUUAUAUUCAUGUUUCUUUGUAUUCGAUACCUUUUAAAAUAACUAAUUCCUGUUAUCCGAAUAAUUUCAUUAUUGGUGAAAUUUUAUUAUGAAUAGGCCUUCAAAUACUCCAUAUUUCAGAAUUUCAUAUUUUUAUUCGUCGUUGUACAAAUCUGGGUUGAAUUUUGAGGUUUUGUCAACCGCUCCUCGGACUUGUCAACUUUUUGAAAUAGGAAGAAAACUAAAAAAAAAAAAUGCCUACAUUUUCUAGACUCGCUAGAGAUUAUUUUUUUUAAAGAAAGCGUUCUCUUGUGUUAUAGUUAAAAUCAGAUUCAGAAUCAGAUUAUCAUCAAUCAAUCAUCUUAUUAAAAAUAGUCCACGUUGAAGUAGUGGGGCACUAGUACUAUAUUUCUUCAAUUACUCUAGAUAAUUUGAUCAAUUAUCAAUAACUAUAUUAACUAUAAUAUUUGUUAUGAUUGAUUUCGUAUUUAAUUUUAAACUAGUCACUAAAUGAAUUCCUGAAAUACAACGAUAUAAUCAUUUAUCAUGUCUCCUUGCAAAACUAUGAUGAUUUACAUGAGUCUUGAAACCUCCCAAUAGUCGAACAAUUUUUAUGUAUAAUUUAUUGCAUUAAUUGAUGAAUUUUCAUAGUGUUCAAAAUUAAUACCAAAGUUUUUUAGAUACUACAACUAGUUUUGAACUGCAUUGUAUUGUUACUUCCUAUUAUUUCUCGAUUUAAGGAAGAAUAAUUAUAUUGGCCCAUACGUGCAUAGGCCUAUAUACAAGUGUUGGUAAUAAGUGACGAAGAGCACACAUUCAGCUUCAAUGGUUUAAAUGUGACGAAUUUGUAGUUUGAAUAUUAAUCACCAGUGAGUUUUCUAAAAAUGUAUAUUGUUUUCAUAUUUAUAUUGAUUGGAAAAUAAUUUUUACAGCAUAUUUUUUUUCUCAGUAACUCACCGGAUUUUUUUAUUAUACUUAGAUUUUUUUCGAAAUUACCUCAUUGUAAUAGAUAAGAAAGUUGAUUACCUCCAUUUUACGAUUAUUCAGGUAGUUAAUAUUCAUAAUGCUGAACUUUAGAAAUACCUCACCUCUUCUGGUGAUUUUUCUGUAUAAAUAGAAUUUUCGUAUCUCGAGGAAAGUCAGUUGAAAAUGUGCAAAAUGUUUUAAAAUAAGUUAGUAAACGUUUCAAUUGAGCAUUGGGCUUUACUUCUAUUGAAAUAUCAAUACUGAUUAUUGUUCAUCGAUAUCAUUUCAUGUUGAAUUUUAAAUUGCCCAACUAAAUACAAUCUUCAUGAGAAAUUAUAAAAUGUGACAAAAGCAUCAUGGGAACUGAAUAGUAGGACUCUUUUUGAAAUUGUAUCUACAAUAUUAUGUUGAACCUCAUAUCAAAUAUUAAAUUUGAAGCGACUUUGUUCCAACAACAUAUCGGGAAGAAAAUUAUUAUCCAACCACUAAAUCAAAAAACCUUCUUUCGACAAAAUUGUGGAAAAAUAAUCGUAAUUUAUCAAUUAUACAACUGAAUUGGUUAAAGCAUAGUUCAGAAAGGUUGUAUGUAAAUAGAGCUUUCGAUAUUCUAUAAUAUUACAUAUUAUGUGCUAACAAUAAUUCAUAUCACAGGAUUAAUAAAUAGUUCUUGAAUUCUGUAAAUUGAAGUAAGAAGUCAGUCGUAUUACUGGUUUUCCAGUUUCUAUUUGAAUCCCUCGCAAUUAAUCUAGUUGAAUGUAUCCUUCUGCUCUUGUGAAUAUUAGAUUUUCAACAAGAAGUUUUUGAAAUCAGUCUAUAUUAAUUUGAAAUCAUGAGUCAAAGUAAUUAAUGUACUGAUUUACCUGUAGGAUUGUUUGAAUCCAGAAUAUGCUCAAUGAAAAUAACAUUAGUCCUAGAUAAAAGACUGCAUAUUUUUUCAACUGAAUAUUAAAGUAUAGUUAUAAGUUUUUCUAACACCUUAUGCAUGUCAUAUGAAUUGUAGUUAUGUAUUGUAUGUUAAAUUAUACUAGUUUAAUUGAAGAUCUUUGAAUGGUUAACGUUUAGCAUAUUUACGUUCCUUUAGACUUGAAUUUAAAAUGAAUGUAUUGUCAGUUUAUUAUUGACAUUAGCUGAUUUCAAUUUGUAAGCAAGGCACAAACUAUUGAGUUGCUCCAAAUUGGUUCAUAUUUUAUACUCUAGUAAGAAUUAAUAUUAUUUUACCUUCAUCAGGUAAAUGUGUACCAUUUACCAUCAGGUAAAUGUUCGAAUGUGUACCAUUCCUUACUACCUUUGGUAGUAAGUAGAAUGAUGAAUGCAUAUUCAUAGAAAAAUUAGUUCGUGUAUUUUUUCUUCAGAUAAAUUUAUUAUUAUGUAAUUGAAUAAUCAACUAUCAAGUUUAUCACUAUUGUUAAUUAGUUCCUCAUGCCUAGCAGCGUUAGAGUUGAAUGUUUUGAUUCAUUAGAUUAAUAAUAUUACUAUUAUUGUUGAAUAAUGUAAAUACGUAUAAUCACUAAACAAACUGCAAGGCCUACUAUAAUAAUUAUAUAAAUAAACAUAAAAAUGGUAGGUUUUAGUUAAAUUUAUAUUUUUUAGAAAGUGGCUCAUAAAGUUGGUGCCAUUCCUCCAGCCCUUGAAUCUUUUCCGAAAAAAAUGUUCACUUAUGGCUGAUGUAUUGCUGUACACGACGAGCUCAUUAUACUGUAUUCAUUUCUUAAAAAAGAGAAUUUUGUAAUAACUGAUGCAGUAAUUCCUCGCCAACAAUACCAAACAUUUGUUCCUGUGCUUAAUGUUUUAUGAUAAGCAUGAUUUCUCUUUUAUAAAUGAAUUAUUCAGAAUGAAAUAAUUUACUUGGUGGGCUUGUAUUCCGCAUUGAAGUUCGUAAACACUGACUGAGUGCAAGCAGAAAUUUAAGAAAGAGUACCGUAAGUUAUGUUUUACUUAUCAAAAGUUGGAUGACAUUUCUACUUUCUAAUUCUCAUUAUUUCUUAUUAUUAAUGUAGAAGAAAAGUCUUCCUUCAUUUAAAAAAACCUUGAAAAAGUUAUAGAAUUCAUUGGAAAAGUAAUAACUUUGUAAAUGUGCAGUUAUAAAAGUAUUCACUCUUGUCAUUAUUAUGUUUGCUUUUUACAAUAUUUUUAGAGUUGGUGGGGAAAUACUGUAUUGCAAUUUAAUAUGAAUACUGAAAUAUGAAUGUAAAGUAUAUUGUCAGAGCUGAUUCUGUAUCUUAUCUCUUAUCCAAGUAUAUAAUAUGGCAUUCUGAAAGUGAUUGGUGCUAAAAUUCUAACCAUUAAUUGAUCCCGGCUUGAAAAUAGAAUACUUCCACAUACAAUAUCAUAUCAUAUCAUCUCAUAUCCAAUUAUCCAAUUCCAUAAAGCAGCAUUAAUCAACCAGGAAAAUAACCAUGUGUGUGCUCAAGUCCUUAUCAUUUGUUUAUUAAGCUUUUUUUGUCCUCCAUCUCAAAAUUUCUCACUCGCCUUAUAUCAAUUGAAGUAUUAUUUUAGUACAAUAUUUAUUUUCGUAAAAAUGUGUGGCGGAAUGGAAAAUGCACUAUCGUUUAUCCUGCUUCAAGCGAACCCACGGAGGUCAAUUGUUUAGGGAAAUGGUCAACUCUUUCGACUUUUAUUAUGAAGAUGUGGGGCUUCUCUUACAGCUUCUGUCCAUAGUCUCUCCUCGCUAAAUUGAUGUCCAUUCUAUUCCCAAUCUCAUCGGUGACUGCAAGAAUCCCGCAAUAAAAGUAUAUUAAAUUCUCAUAUAAAAUAUAAGAAUGUACGCGUAUUCAAACCCUUAUCACCUUCAUGAUAGGUGUAACUUGCUAUUCAAAUUUAUGACCGACCAGUUUCUUAUCCAAAAUAUAGGUCUACUGACCACUCUCGGAUUUCAAAGAAUCUAUUCUGAUUUACUCCUUGUCAGAUCUACCAAAGAUACAUUAUGCGAUGUGCCUUCUCAAAAAUUAAUAUGUUCAGAUUAAAAUAAUUAUUUUGUAAUUUAGGGUGCUGUUCUAUAUAGAGUAUUUCAUCAUUAACUCAUCAUUUUCCUACUGUAAUGAAAAUAGUUUCCAGCAUUCUACUUGUUGAAUGAAUUAUAUAAAUAUAUCUACAUAAAUUUAAUAAAGUUAUCACAUAUCCCAUUUACAAGAAUUACUAUUAUGAUAAGUGCAGUAAUUUUCAAAUUGCUUUUAAAUGCCUUGUAACUAUGAUCUGUAAAAAUGAAAAUUAAUGAAAACUUUACACUAUGAUUAUCUUGAAAUAUUCUUCUCGUCUGAAAACUAUUAAAAUCUUUGUGGAAAUUGUGUGUUUAUUAAAGGUUUUAUAGACUUGUAUUUCUUAUUAAAAAUAUUUUUAUAACAAAAUAUAAUAAUUCUCCAAGAUAGCAAGCCGCUAUUGAAUAUUAUUUUAAUAACAAUAGAAUACAGUAGUCUAUUGAAACUUGUUUUGGUUUAUGUUUUUUACAAUAUCAUGUUUGCUUAUUUAGUUGACUACUGCUCAUCUUUUUUGUAAUUUAAAGUCUUCCCAAUCACAAAACGAUUUUUAUAAUAGUUUUAUCUUCAGACUCGAGUAGUAUAUUCUGCUGAAAUCAUUCUGUGAAGUUUUCAAAGCAAGUUGAAUUGUUGGAAAUGUUUAUACAGAUUUAUUAAUUAUCAAUGUUAUAUUCUCCCUUUUUAACUAUAACCUGUUGCGAAAUUUAUCAAAUAUUAGACGCUAGAUAGAAUUAUUUUGUAAAUACUUAUUGUAGAGUAGCAGUACUUUUAUCUGGUCUUAAUUGAAUUCGUUUAUUGUUAACAAAUUUGACUCCUUUUAACGUAAUUUUCAAAGUUUAUAAAGUUACGAUUGCUCGCUCGAUAGGCCUAGAUGAUUCUGCCAACAAUAACACUAUCAAAGCAAAAUCUAUUGUUGGCUCUUAGAAACUUGGUUUUCAGUUGAUCACAGGAAAACAAUUUUCUUAUUGUUUUUAAGAUUUGAUUCUUGUACAGAGUACAGUAGUUAACAAGUUUCAAAUAUUAUAAUUAGCUGUUUCUUCCUCAACGGUGUAUUGGCAUUAGGUGACAAGAAUAGAAUUUAUUGGAGAAAGAUUUGUGCUAUUAGCCGUCCACUAUUGUGUUCAAUAAUUACUGCAACUAUUGAUGUUUUAUUAUACUGUUUGUAUAUCUACAUUCUCUUCCUAUUGUGCUUCAUUAUACUGUAAAUCAACUUAUCGAGAGGAGUUGUUACUAUCAUUAGAUCCAAAAAUUAUCACAUAAUCAUGAGAAUGUUCUUGUGUUUCUUGAAAUAUACUAUAAUUAUAAUAUUCACUUUUUUUAUUCUUCAGUAUUAUAGAUUCACACUAAGUAAUAUCUUCAGAAUUGCUAUAAAUUUUAUUUGGGAUGAAUGAAUGAAGAUUCAGUAUCGCAUUUGAUUUCGUGUAGAAAUAAGUAGUUCGUUAAUACUGUGUACUGUAAACCUUAGUUCUCCAUCUUUUAUAUGGUUACUGUUGCAACAUAAUAUAUCUAUCAAUUACGCCUAUAUACUAAAAUUUUUGGUUUCAGUAAUUGCGUAAUCAAACUUGGAAAACUCAUUUUAAGGUUUUGUUCUUCAUUGUAGAGUGGAUUUUAUUAUUUAGAGUGUGCUUCAAUUUUUCUACAACACUAUUUAACUAUGAAAUAUCACUAUUCCUAAGUUGAUUACCGGUAAUAUAUUGAAGAAUUAUUAUCAUUAUAUUCUCUUCUUAACUGAAGUAUCGGUAUGACUUAUUACAAUAAUCAUUUCAGAGAACCAGUAGGCCUACGUGAAUGUUUGAUUAGUAUGAGCACUGUAGGCUAUCUCUGUUUUCAACUACCACAACUUAGUAAAAAUGUGUUGAAUUAAAAAAAAAAAAACUUUUUCAUCAUCGAUAAAAAUAAAUUGAUAAAUUUAAUUUCAAUAAUAAUCAUGUGGAUUUUGUUUGGCUUAUUCGACUAUCAAUUCAAUUUAUUUUCUCAAAUCAUUGCUAUUCUGAUUUGAGCACUAGAUUUGCAGAUGCGAUGCGCCACCUAUUAAGUAACAUUAGCAGAUUGAUAACUAUACUCAUGUUACCAGUUGGAGAAAAGCAAAACUGCCACUUGCCUAUGCAAGACCCACUACAAUAUUAUUUUAUAAAUGUAGUCUUUACCAUGGCUUAUAGUGGUAAUAGACUGUAAUAUUACAUAAUUUUUUAUAUUUGUCAUUUUUGUUUUGUUCUACUUAAUAGACACAUAAUGCCAAGUAAAGUUUCUAGUGUAAUUAUAAUAAUUCUGUAUAAAUGAGUGUUUCUUUAUCG